AUGCACUUCGUCGGAAGUGAUCAAUUGCACGGUUACGAAGAACGACUGACAAGUGAUAUCUAUCCAGCCGAUUAUGGAUGGACAGUGAACUGGGAUUUGGGAGAAGUGAGACAAGACUGGUAUCAUAAUAUGAGUUCCGUUCUUGAUGCUGGACCCUGUGUGCGCACGAAUCAGAUUGACUUUGACGAGGAGGUCAUGUACAAGGCUCAACAGUAUCUGUACGACCAUGUUCGCAAAUCAGUGGAUAAAACCAAGCGACAACCGUUCUGUCUGACUGUCAGUUUAACUCAUCCACACGAUCCCUAUACUACACCGAAGCAUUUCUGGAACAUGUACGAGGAUCAUGAGAUUCCCUUGCCGACUGUUAACAUUAAACAAGAAGAUCAGGAUCCACACUCAGUGCGGCUGAUGAAGGUCAUUGAUAUUUGGGAUAAUCCGAUGAGUGAAGAAGCAAUUCGUCGAGCUCGCCGUGCCUAUUUCGGUAACUGUUCGUAUGUCGAUGCAAAUGUGGGCAAACUUCUUCAAGUCCUAGAGGAGUGCGAUUUGGCUGACGACACAAUCGUCAUUUUCACUGGAGAUCACGGUGAUUUUUUGGGUGAACGUGGAUUGUGGUAUAAGAUGAGCUUCUUGGAACCAGCUGCACGCGUUCCCUUGUUAGUCUAUGCGCCAAAAUAUUUUUCGCCACGUCGAGUGCACGAGUCUGUCUCAACUGCGGACUUGUUACCUACUCUCGUGAAUCUUGCAGGUGGUCAACUUCAACCAGACCUUGAAAUGGAUGGCUGCUCACUGAUACCACAUCUUACUGGAGCCGCCAAUAAGCACGAUGAAGUCAUCGGAGAAUACAUGGCAGAAGGCACUGUCGCUCCACUCAUGAUGAUUCGUCGCGGCGUCUACAAAUUCAUCUUUUCUCCGACCGAUCCGCCGCAACUUUUCCACAUCAAAGACGACCCGCAUGAAAUUAUGAAUUUGGCCCAGUCACCAUCGUCAGAACAUGCUCAAAUACUGACUCAGUUUCUGAAGGAAGCCCAACAACGCUGGGAUAUGCGCGCCAUUACCGCUCAAGUCCUCCGAUCUCAACGACAAAGACGAUUCACAGAUUCAGCUCUUCGCAUCGGCCAAUGGCAACCUUGGGAUCAUCAACCAUUCAGAGAUGCAUCCAAACAGUACAUCCGAUCCGUAGCAGCUAAUUUGGAUGAUUUAGAAUAUUUAUCAAGAUUUCCACGUACAGCAGAGUUUCCGCCUAGUGUUGCCAUUUCGGUAAAGGCGAUCGGAAAGCUCGAUGGUUAG
Messenger RNA from Didymodactylos carnosus, 1287 nucleotides. The record is from the annotation of a GenBank genome assembly. Lineage: Eukaryota; Metazoa; Rotifera; Eurotatoria; Philodinida; Philodinidae.